Schizophyllum commune H4-8 is the source of this 660-nucleotide messenger RNA. RefSeq lists its product as uncharacterized. The record is from RefSeq and is a predicted model, not a curated record. NCBI's taxonomy places the organism in Eukaryota, Fungi, Basidiomycota, Agaricomycetes, Agaricales, Schizophyllaceae. The transcript is spliced from 4 exons. Bases 1 to 660 code for a protein of 219 amino acids. Gene Ontology annotation, cellular component: 90S preribosome; nucleus.
AUGACCCCGGACGAGCGGGAGGAGACGUCGGUGGCAGCCCGAACACCCUACGAGCUCGCGCAAUACCUCGCUACUGCACAGUCUAAGACCUUUAAGGAUAUGUCUGCCAUUGAGCUCGAAGACAUGCGCAUCCCAGAGGCUGCUAUUGUGGACACGACAAUAUGGACAGGUCCUCGAACACUUGAUAACCUGGUCGACUUCAUCAUGAAAGCGGUACCUUCACUCAAGACGCGUCUCGGGCAGAAGUCAAAGGCUAAUGGUGCCCCCACCAUGAUCUACAUCGCGGGCGCGGCUUUGCGUGUCGCUGAUGUUACUCGCGUGCUCAAGAACAAGAAGCUUCGCGGAGAGAAGGGCGGAGACGUCGCCAAGCUGUUCGCAAAGCACUUCAAACUGCAAGACCAUGUUCAGUACCUGAAGCGCACCGCCAUCGGAGCCGCCGUUGGCACACCAGGUCGAGUGGGCAAGCUUCUCUGCGAGACAGAUGCCCUCGCCACGACCGCCCUCUCCCACAUCGUUCUCGACAUCACCUUCCGCGAUGCCAAGAAGCGCAAUAUCUUGGACAUCCCAGAGACGCGGGACGAGCUCUUUAGGACCAUCCUAGGCUGCCCGAAGGUACUGAAGGGGAUCAAGGACGGGAAGAUCCAGGUCGUGUUGUUCUGA